Phanerochaete carnosa HHB-10118-sp is the source of this 1320-nucleotide messenger RNA. RefSeq lists its product as uncharacterized. Gene Ontology annotation, molecular function: protein binding. The record is from RefSeq and is a predicted model, not a curated record. The transcript is spliced from 2 exons. NCBI's taxonomy places the organism in Eukaryota, Fungi, Basidiomycota, Agaricomycetes, Polyporales, Phanerochaetaceae. The annotation marks the transcript as partial.
AUCGCCGAGUCCUUACGAGUACCAAAGUCAUGGCCCAACAAGCUACAUGUCGAGAAGCUGGGUCUGAGGUCUAACGGCCUAUUCAUCUUCGCCGCGACUGCAGUCAAGUAUGUUGGAGACCCGGUGUAUGGUGAUCCCGUUGGACGGCUCGAGAGACUCAUGUCCGCCACGGCAGAAGCUGGCCCUCAUCAGUUACUCGAUGAACUGUACCUGCAGGUCCUCGAGACUGCCUUCCCUGACAUGUCGGACGACCUGUCAACACGAGUGAAGUCCAUCCUAGGUUCCAUCGUCAUUGCCCAAGACCCCCUUCCUGUCUCCGGCCUCUCGCGUCUGGUUGGUCUCUCCGUUGACACGGUGUACAACAUUCUCAGUGGUCUCCGCUCUGUCCUUAUUGUACCGGAGUCUGAGGCGUCUACGUCAGCCAUCCGGGUAAUCCACCCGACCUUCGCCGAAUUCCUGAUCGACUCAGGUCGCUGCACGAACCAAUCAUUUGUCGUCAAUUCGCAGCAGCAGCAUGCACGCUUACUUCGCGGGUGUCUUAAGGCCCUGCAGGAGCUGAGGCGGGACAUCUGCGAUAUCCGGGACCCCUCUCUGCUCAACACCGAGAUUCCGAACCUGCUCGAUCGUAGGGAGAAAGCGAUACCGCCACAUUUGAAGUACGCCUGUCAGCACUGGUGCACUCAUCUAGUGAACGGAGAACCUUCGUCCGUCGAGAUUCUAGAACCACUUGUGGAGCUUGUGGAGAACCGAUUGCUGUACUGGGUGGAAGCCUGCAGUGUGCUUGGAGUGCUGAGGGAAGCUAUCUCGGUGCUGUUGAGCGACUGCGAGCGGCUCAUUGUCGGCUACUUCCCUGCAAUCAGCGGUUCAGCGCUGCAGCUGUACCACUUGAUCCCGCUACUCAUUCCAAGGAAGACGGCACUUGCCCGGAUCUACGCAGGCGAGUGUCGCGCGGAGAACUCUGUUAAGGUUUUCGGGGGCGUGACGGACUCUUGGGACGCUUGCCUAGGCACGGUCACUGCACAUGAAGGUCAAGAAGUCAGCGCCGUCGAUUUUUCGCCCGACGGCAGGACGAUCGUCUCUUCGGGGGAAGAUAACAAGAUUCGGCUUUGGGACGCCCACACCUGUACCCUGCUUCUCGUCCUCUUCGGUCAUUCCAACCGGGUUCGCUCUGUCAAGUAUUCCCCGGACGGCGCUCGCAUUGUCUCCGCUGCUGAUGACUGCACAGUCAAGAUCUGGGACGCCGUAUCCGGUGUGCUUCUCUGUGCCCUGGAAGGGCAUACAGAUUGGGUUCCCUGCGCAGUCUUCACACCCGACGGCAGA